AUGGCUUCUAAGAAGGAUAUGCGACGGGCCGAUCUCAUCAUACCAUAUACCGAGCCAAAAGAUGAAAAGGCUUCCGACUUCAGCUCAACGAUCACCAGCACCAUGCCUAUGGCUGCUAUGUUCACAAGAAACAGGAUGCUUGGAUGGUUCUCACUAAUGACUGCUCUUCUGAACUGGCUGGGAGAAACUCCAGCGCAGAGGUCAAGUCCUAGCGGGACCCCAGGAUACUUGUCUUUUGGCAUGGCACUCCUCGCUGUCGGUGUUACAUACAUGCCUCUGUUUCUCCCACCACCACCGAAUGCAAGGGGCCCAGCUGCAGCACCGCCGGCUGCUUCGACGUAG
Molecule: messenger RNA, 342 nt
Organism: Cladophialophora yegresii CBS 114405
Lineage: Eukaryota; Fungi; Ascomycota; Eurotiomycetes; Chaetothyriales; Herpotrichiellaceae
Exons: 7
Coding region: 1-342 (113 amino acids)
Source: RefSeq, a predicted model, not a curated record